UGUCGGUCAUAAGUAAUUAUGGCAUAAUUACAGUUCAAUUAUUAUGAUGUACAUUUAAUUCUUUUUGAUAAUUACUUUUCCUGUUGAUUGACCGCCCAUAGGACAUUAAAUAGUAGGUUUUUCCAUCACACUCUGUAGUGUUCGUGUUACCCGGAAACCAAACCGUUUCAACAACAGGCACCGGGUAAUUUGUCAAACUAUCCAAGCUUCUACAUUUUUUCCCAGUUAUGUAAUGCUUGGCCUGAAAAUGAGGUCAAUUCACUCGUAGCUGUAUGUUGGUUGACUAGCACAUGUGUAUAGAGUUUGUUUCGCGUCAAGUUGUAGUUGAUAUCGACCGGGGACAAAUUUAAGAUUUGAGGAAAUCCACAUCUCUGUUAUAUCAGCGUAACUCUGUUGUUUACGUUGACCGAAAAACGGCAAGAGGCAAGGAGAUUGUAGACAGAACUUACAACACUGACAGUGAUACGAAGUUGUUUCAGAAAUGGAUCGCUGGGCAGGACGUGUUGCCUUGGUAACAGGAGCAUCGAAAGGGAUAGGAGCAGCCAUUGCUCGUGCUCUGGUUAAGAAUGGUAUGGUGGUGAUUGGUUGUGCCAGACACUUGGAAGAUAUGCAAAAAGCAGCCGCGGGACUUAAGGGCGAAAAGGGUCGUUUGAUUCCAAUGAAGUGCGACCUUACCAAAACGGAAGAGAUCGAGUCCAUGUUUCAAAAAAUCAAGGAACAGUUUGGCGGUGUCGAUGUUUGUGUUAACAACGCUGGUGUCAACUUCUACCAGGAUAGCAAGACAGGACCUUUAUCUGAUACCAAGACAAUGUUUGACUUGAAUGUAUUCGCUGCCAUCACCGUAUCCCAGCUGACCAUUCAGUCCAUACAAGAAAGGAACAUGGAUGACGGGCACAUUAUCAACAUCGGCAGUGUAUGUGGAAAUACUGUCCAUGAAGGUACCGUGUUCCACAUGUAUGCUCCAACAAAGUAUGCCCUGAAUGCUUUCACAGAGGGUCUGCGCCUGGAGCUGAGACAGCAGAAAACGAAAAUACGGGCAACGGUCCUAAGCCCUGCAUUGGUAGACACACCGCUCGCAAGAGGAUUAUAUGAUGGCAGCUUCUUUUGCCCGGAAAAUAGUCUUCAACCGGACGAUGUCGCUGCGGCCGUGACUUUUGCCCUUGGUGCCCCGCCAUGUGUUAACGUCCGCCAUAUUUGCCUCCACGCCAUCCACGACACAAUGUAAGUCCGGGACAACUGCCGUCUUUGCAUGUCUGCCAAGUUCACGCCUUUAAAAAAAAAUCCGUUUCUUAAAGUGUUAUUCUCCAGAACAAUAAAGCUUUUAAUCUGUUGUGUAGUUAGAGAAGCAUAACGUGCGUUUUCCGAACCCGAAGCUGAUGGAUAUUAGCGCUACCACUUUUGAAGCUGAUAUUUUGUUAUUUUUCAAUGAAAAAAAAUUAUAACGCAAGGCAAAUAUUUAGGAUACUAACAUUUAAUGUUCAUUGUUGUGUUCAGGGUUCUUGUAUUUCAAAGCUGCCACAUACACGGUGGACGCAAUCAGCUGGUUUUAAACGUCGUAGCUUGUUUCACAUGUUAUCAACUUUAAAUAAGUAUAGACCAUUAAAGCCUAGAUUACAUUUGAAAUGCGAUUCCCGUGCGGUGCACGUAUACUGCCCGAAAUUCCCUUUCCGUACGGCGUCUGAGCGGAGGUAGACGGUGGCCGAGUGAAAUCGCACGGAAUCUUACGGAUUUAAGGCCAUGUAAUGUAGACAUACUCGGCGUAGCCCGUAGCUCCUUACGAUUUAAAAAAAAAAAUGUACGGACAAUUUCAUCGCGCGGCGCCCGUGUAAAUGUAAUCUAGGCUUAGGAUAUUUGUCAGUCUUGUGACCCACAGUAACAUACAACUAUAGUCUAAUUAUAGUAGCAUAUGAAUGCUUAAAAUAGAGUGUAUUACGGUUGUUUACUUUUUAUGAUGCAAAUAUAUUAAAAACAAAUAUAUCUAAAAUAGUGUCAUAUUUUCAUCCCUCUACUGAUACAUGCACAUGUAUGUAUUUUCAUUUACGUUACCUAUAUUUUAUUAAUUUUUAGAUGCUCACACCAUCUGGGCAUCCAACAUCUAUUUUACUGUGUGCAUUA
Molecule: messenger RNA, 2115 nt
Organism: Lingula anatina
Lineage: Eukaryota; Metazoa; Brachiopoda; Lingulata; Lingulida; Lingulidae
Product: dehydrogenase/reductase SDR family member 11-like
Source: RefSeq, a predicted model, not a curated record